This is a messenger RNA of Actinia tenebrosa (Australian red waratah sea anemone), 766 nucleotides long. RefSeq names its product vesicle transport protein SEC20. The record is from RefSeq and is a predicted model, not a curated record. Gene Ontology annotation, cellular component: endoplasmic reticulum; SNARE complex. Gene Ontology annotation, molecular function: SNAP receptor activity. Gene Ontology annotation, biological process: retrograde vesicle-mediated transport, Golgi to endoplasmic reticulum. NCBI's taxonomy places the organism in Eukaryota, Metazoa, Cnidaria, Anthozoa, Actiniaria, Actiniidae.
UUCAUAAUCUCAUUUCGAUUCAAAAUGGCGGACGAUGUACAAGUUCCUAUUCAAGCGAAAAUCCCAGUCCGAGAAAUCGUGAAAUUAGAGUUUGAAUUACAAAAUAUUAUUCAAGAAAUAAGAGAAUGUGAUGGUCCAAUAUCUGUGUUAAAUGAAUUGAACUCGAAGAUAAAAAUCAAAAUGACUGUAGUCAAACGAAAGGUUGAGACGCUCAAUCAACUUGCAAAUGAACAAGACAAAGAUGUAGAUAGUGAAGCAAUAUUAACAGUUAUGAACAAACACAAGAGUGAAAUUACAAGCUUACAAGCAUCUAUAAGAAAAGUGAAUCUUGCAUGUAAGACAAAGAUUGACCAAAAUGAACGAGAGAGUUUACUUUCAGGAAGAUCCACAGAGCUUAGAUAUAGGAAUUUUAAGAAAGAAAAUUUAGCAGCAACAUCAAGUAACAUAACGAAAGAUCUUAUGAGUUGUACCAAACAAAUGGAGAGUCAYGUAAGACAAGCAGAGAAUGAUUUGCAACUAUUAGCAACCUCAUCAGCAACAGUCCAAGAAACCCAGGAAGAGUAUAAAGGACUGASUGGCAUCAUUCAUAUCAGUAAGAAUUUGUUAAACAAAUACAACCGACGAGAGAUAACUGAUAGACUACUAAUAAUAUUUGGAUUGAUAUUAUUUUUUACCACAGUUCUUUAUGUUAUGAAAAAGAGAAUCUUGUGACUGUAGGCCUGUGAGUGAUAUUUAUUAAUUAAUAAUAAAAAAGAAUGAAUUUGAA